UAGACAUGCGUUUGGCGCUCAAUGCCCUGUAUUCAAAAGUACAAAUUGCAGUCACGUAAUAUUCGCUGUCAAUUCAGUGUAAUUAAGGCAUAACUUGCCUCUGCAAACCUCUGUUGCUAAAACACAAGAAAUUGUUAGUGUUCGGAUGCGGCUUGGGGUAGAAAUGGACGCCGAAUCUCAAGCGCUGGCAACUUGUUUGCAGCAAACUUUAUCUCCUGACGCGGCCACUCGCAAGCAAGCCGAGAGGUCUUUGGAGUCAGUGGAGGGGACUCCUAGUUAUGCGAUGAUGCUGUUGCGACUGGUUGACUCAAACGCCGGUGAUAUGGUCAUCAGGAUCUCUGCUGCUGUUGCUUUUAAAAACUUGGUCAAGAAACACUGGAGAAUUGUUGAGGGGGAGCCAAGCAAAAUAAACCCUGCUGACAGACAAGCCGUAAAAACUGAAAUAGUGGAUCUGAUGUUGAGAAGUCCAGAACAACUGCAGAAACAGCUCAGUGAUGCAAUCAGUGUCAUUGGGAUGGAGGAUUUUCCAGACAAAUGGGAAGACUUGUUACCAGGAAUGGUAAAGAGGUUUGAAAGUGGCGAUUUCCAUUUGAUAAAUGGUGUCCUGCAGACGGCUCACUCCCUUUUCAAAAGAUAUAGACAUGAGUUCAAAUCACAGGAGUUAUGGACUGAGAUCAAGUUUGUGCUAGAGAAAUUUGCCCAACCUUUGACCACUUUAUUUAAGGCUAUAAUGGAAGAGGCAAACAAGUGUGGUGGGGAUCUCAAGAAGCUUAAAGUGAUUUUCAACUCGAUCUUAUUCAUUUGCAAAAUCUUCUACAGUCUAAAUUUCCAGGAUUUGCCUGAACACUUUGAGGAUAACAUGGAGCUGUGGAUGAAGAAUUUCCUGAUUCUCUUAACAAUUGACAACAAGACACUGGAAUCUGAGGAAAGCGAAGAAGCUGGAUCCCUGGAGCUUGUCAAGUCCCAGAUCUGUGACAAUGUUGGCCUUUAUGCUCAGAAAUAUGAUGAGGAAUUUGAGACCUACCUCCCAAAGUUUGUGGAUGCCAUUUGGCAUUUGCUGCUUUCCACAAGUAACAACAUCAAGCAUGACCUGCUGGUCAGUAAUGCCAUCCAAUUCCUGGCUUCUGUAUCAGAAAGACCAAACUACAAGCAACUGUUUGAAGAUCAGGCAACACUGCAGAGCAUUUGUGAGAAAGUCAUUGUUCCUAACAUGGAGUUCAGAGAUGAGGAUGAAGAAGUUUUUGAAGACAACCCUGAAGAAUACAUCAGACGAGAUAUUGAAGGCUCAGAUGUUGACACAAGGCGUCGUGCGGCAUGUGACCUUGUCAGAGGUCUGUCCAAGUUCCAUGAGCAACCUGUUAUUGCGAUUUUUCAUCAUUACGUCAUGGCAUUGCUGGAGCAAUAUCAGACAACAAAGGAACAAAACUGGAGAGCCAAAGAUGCUGCCAUAUUCCUUGUUACAUCUCUUGCUUCUAAAAAGCAAACUGCAAAGCAUGGGACAACAAAAGCAAGUGAGCACUUUGACCUCCAUGACUUCUACACAAAGUACAUUCUUCCUGAGCUGCAAGUCAAGAACUUGGAUGAACAUCCUGUUUUGAAGGCUGAUGCUAUCAAAUAUGUCAUAACCUUUAGAAGCAUGCUGACACGCGAGAUGAUUGUUGGUGUAGUCCCUAUCUUGGUAGACCACUUAGCUGCCAAGAGUAUAGUAGUACAUAGUUAUGCUGCAUAUUGCCUGGAUAGACUGUUCACACUGAAGAACCCUGCUGGAGGGCCACUGAUUACCAAGGAAGAGGUAAAACCAUGCAUGGAGAAACUCCUGACUAAUCUAUUCAACGCUCUUACCGUCCAAGGCUCUGAGGAGAAUGAAUACAUAAUGAAAGCAAUCAUGCGCUCUCUGUCCUUGCUCCAAGACACUGUGGUUCCUUAUAUUGGUGUUGUGGUUGCCAAGCUCAGUGAAAAGCUCACACUUGUUGCUAAGAACCCCAGCAAGCCGCAGUUUAACCAUUACCUGUUUGAGGCUAUUUCCUGCGCAAUCAAAGCGACCUGCAAGUCCAAUGUGGCUGCCGUUUCUGGCUUUGAGCAGACACUCUUCCCCAUCUUCAGCGAGAUGUUAACUCAAGAUGUUACUGAAUUUUUACCGUAUGUCUUCCAAGUUCUUUCCUUACUGUUGGAAACCAGGCAGGAGGAUAUCCCUGAGGCAUACAUGCAACUCUUCCCACUCCUGCUAACUCCUCUUUUGUGGGAGAGAACAGGUAAUAUCCCUCCCCUGACUAGACUUCUGCAGGCGUACAUCCAGAAGGGCAGCAAGCACAUCGUGGCUGGAAACAUGCAGGAUGCCAUCUUGGGCGUCUUCCAGAAGUUAAUCGCCUCACGGGCUAACGAUCAUGAAGGAUUCUAUCUUCUUGGGUCUAUGGUGGAGCAUAUUGAGCCGGCCGGCCUUGAGAAGCAAAUCAAACAAGUCUUUCUUUUGUUGCUCCAGCGUCUCCAGAGCUCAAAGACAACCAAAUAUAUAAAAGGAUUGUUGGUGUUUCUGUGUCUGUACGUGGUCAAGUAUAGCGGGACGAUUCUCAUAGAGUUGAUAGACUCUAUACAGGCCAAGUUAUUUGGGAUGAUCGUCGAGAAAUGCUUUGUUCCUGAUCUGCAAAAGGUUUCCGGUACUAUGGAAAGGAAGAUCUGCGCUGUAGGCGUCACCAAGCUGUUGUGUGAACCCACGGCCAUGUGGAACACAUAUCCAGAACUAUGGGUAUCCAUGCUGCAGCUGUUGAUCCAAGUGUUUGAGCUCCCUGAAGAUGACUCUACCCCGGAUGACGAGCACUUUAUCGAUAUUGAGGAUACACCGGGGUACCAAACGGCCUACUCACAGCUGGUAUUUGCCGGUAAGAAGGAGUCCGAUCCUUUCGGCGGGACGGUCCCGAAUGCUAAGCUGUACCUUGUGCAGUCCCUAGUUACGCUCUCCCAAGCCUUCCCAGGAAAGAUACUACCAAAAAUAACUGCUGAGCUCCAUGCAGAUGCAGUAAAAUUCUUGGAAAAGUACCUCCAAGAGACUGGUGCCGCGCUCAGCUGAACAAAGGAAAGGGUGUAUCGUGAUUGGAGGAAAGAGGUAGAGAGAUUUUUUCCUGAAGGAAAAUCUGUUUCAACUGAUGAAUUCUUAGAACGACUUUAAGCAGACUGCGUUAAUUGAUUAUCAAGAGCUGUCGGUGUUUUGGGUCUUGAAGAGUUGUCGCAAAGUUUGCUGGUGAAACCUGUUACUGUCAUAGGAAAUCAACUCUUCUACCAAAACUACGCUAGGGGGACAAGGCGUCCACACACAGUGCCAUGGGGCCAAAGUGUUGCAAAGUGUUGUAGUGGCUACCGCCAGUUAAUGUAAUCUCGCUGUCAAGUGUGCGCUUUCUUGUAGUUGUUAUAAAAUGACACAGGAGGACGUGAUUAGCAAUCGUCAGAGAAUAAAUUUAUUUCAUAGAG
Nematostella vectensis (starlet sea anemone) is the source of this 3462-nucleotide messenger RNA. RefSeq names its product exportin-2. Gene Ontology annotation, cellular component: nuclear envelope; cytosol. The record is from RefSeq and is a predicted model, not a curated record. Gene Ontology annotation, molecular function: small GTPase binding; nuclear export signal receptor activity. Gene Ontology annotation, biological process: protein import into nucleus; protein export from nucleus. Lineage: Eukaryota; Metazoa; Cnidaria; Anthozoa; Actiniaria; Edwardsiidae. The transcript is spliced from 31 exons. The coding region runs from base 146 to 3064 and encodes 972 amino acids.